AUGUUGUAUGUGCAUACGUACAAGGGCGCAGUGGUUAAUCAAGGUGAUUCGGUAAGAAGUCCUAACGAUGAGUGUACACUCCUUACAGUAUUUAAUCUACAGGACUUUAAUGGGAGUACUGUAGCAAGUUAAGUACUUAUAUCAUUCCUCUGAUUUGCCUUGAAGCUACAACAAAGAAGCUUAUGAGCACGGAUUAUAUGUAUUGUUGUUGUCCUUCAUAUCUAUUUCUUUAAAUCAGCCACAGGCUGCUAAGUUUGUUCAAGACUUAAUGCACUGGCUUCUCCUUUGCUCAACACUUCCUCUGCUUUUUCAAGCAUCAGCUUCAGCGGUGAUACAAUUCUAUGCACUGGACGGCGGAGUGGUGCAGACGUGUAAGACAUUCAAAUUUGCUGAGCCUUUUACAUGCAUAUUUUUAUCAAAAUAAAUCGACCAUGACUAAUCCGCAAAUUUACGAUGCUGCUUUUCCAGCGGUGCAAUACUUCGGCUCUGACUGCAUGUGGGUUCUGUCGCAGAUCACCCUGACUUCUGCCGACAUUAUGUUGCCAGAUGCCGAUUGCAACAAUACGUAUGGAGUCUGUCCGAAAUAUUGUAAUCAAGGUAAGAGCUUCACUUAUCGAUAAUGUUUUUUUCCAGCCGAGUUUUGCCGCAUUUACUGCAAUCCGAUAUGUUGCACGAGCGAAGAACAACGAAUUAAGUUCUGCUCUGACAUCAUCGAACGGCCUUACCAACACAAUUCGACCGAGUUUCGGAUUACGGGCCAAUACUACCGAACCGACAGUGCAGCUGGGGUUUGGGCUGAAGACGUGUUUUGGGUUAAUGACAUACGCAAGAUAAUAAGGGUCGGUACGGUACCGAUUGCGCUUCGGGUCGUAAAGAAGGGGUUUAACGCACAAGGAGGGGAGUAAGUACACUUUAGCUUACUUUGUGAAACAGGGGACGCAUUCCAAAUGCGAAGUUCAGGUUUUGAUGAAACUUGGCGCAAAUUUAGGCUACCUACUCUGUAUAAUUAUCGUUUUUAGGGCGCUUAUUGGGCUGGGAAGACAGUCAAAGGCCAACGGCAUCGUUCAUAUUCUCCAGCGGCGCGGAUUCAUCGAUAACGCCAUCGUCACCAUCGCCUACCGUGGCAGUUUUAGUCUGUAUUACAUACUUGGAGAGUACAACGAAAGAUACUGCAGCAGAGAUAGGCGAACCGUCAACGUCGUGGGUGAGCUUCAAUGGAUGUUUGACGCGAAACAGGCAGCGUUUCUGAACCACAAGACAGAAGAGCACGAUUUUCGAAUUAUUCUGGAAAGCGACAGCAUGACCCGGAUGCCUCGGCACCUGCUACACUCGUUUCUAGAAACUGGAAUCAUUUCCCCAGAAUACAAAAAAUAUGUCAUCCGACCAAAUUUCUAUAAAAUCAACCCGGCGCAUCUGAACAAUACAUUCGAGUUCUUCUUCAAACUCAACGAAGACCUCACUUUGUACUCCGACCUUGCCUCUGUUGUGCUUCCUGAGUUGCAUUUUCCUUCCCGAAAAUCACUGGUGCUUCAGGCCGCUGCAUUGGAUCCAAACCCGGAUGGAGUAGAAUGGGUGGUUGGCAGAGUUGUUUUAAUGAGGAACUGCGCGUUUCUUGACUACAACCAAAAUUUGAUCGCUUUUUCAAGAGCAAUAAAGUGAAGCCCCAGCACACGAGAUGUUAUAAAAUGAUAAAUAAUUUAAAAGUUGUACGUGGAUUACUGAAUUGGCCAUCGUAAUAAGCAACCAGCCAAUCGUUCAGCGCCGUUGUCAAUUGGAUCUUUUUAGCAAGUAUAUGUAGUAAAAUAUUUUUUAUUUUUUAGUAGAUGUAAAAUAGAUUUCCGGCCUUGUUUGCACAUUAGACAAGGAAACUUUCUUGACACUUCGUUUCUUCAAUCGGGAAAAGCGAGAUUCAAUAGUUGCUGUACUGUCUCUUUAGCAUUAUAUUUUUUUGGUUGUUAAUGCCUUCUUCGCUUGAUUUAUGAGCCAAAAAUUUCUCACACAGGAUAAUUUGAUGACCUGACUAGUCUGUUGUGUUAGAAAACAGUUGAAGUGGUUCUCUGGUUUCUUUAUUCUUACGCAAUAGGCACUUUAUUUUGGCGAUUUAAAAGCAAAAACUUUACGAUCAUGAGGGAUGCUAAACUCUAGACAUUACACUCUCUAACGGCUACUGUUUUACAGAUGAUCAGCUUGUAAUUCAGUUCAAUUUUAGCCUAGAAAUCCUUGUCGUGUUUUUCUCGGCAUUAGAAUCCAACUUCAUGUCGGGUUUCUAAAGAAAAAUUUGAGUCAAAGCAAAAGAGCUCGGGAAACACCGGACCUUUGAUAAGAUAUUCUCGAUAUCACCGUUGAAAACAAAGUCCAUUUUCGCUACGACUUUAUAUCGUCGACCUUCGAAGCAGCCUUGAUGUUUUUUAAAGAUCACUUUUGAAGAUUGUCGUAACGUCGGGCAAAUUCUCCGCUCUCAAUUUCGAUAAAAAGCAUUCUCCCCAAAAACCAUAUCUCUCUACGUUCCGUCGACGAAAAGCCCGUAAACACCCGGCAAGACCAAAGUCCAUAAUCUGCAGGGUUUUUGCGACCUCUUUAAAUGGGUGUUGUUUAUGUUUCUUCCAAUCAUUUCGGGGUCCCCUCGUGACCACUCAUUCAUAUUUUCAUUUCCCCCCGUUUCAGUCCGGUUUCAAUCAAGGUAAUAUGGCGGAGGUCGGCGGUUCAUAUCAACCAGCACUUACCAAGGAACAACAAGAUGAGUUGGUGGCCAUUGCGGCCAAGAUCACUCAGCCUGGCAAAGGGAUCUUGGCGGCGGAUGAGAGCACCGGUAAGUGAGGGGGAUUGAGGCCGGUUUGGCUUAUUGUUAGGAAAAAGUGAAAAGCUGUGGGAUAAAAUUUGUUUUUUUGAUGAAGUUUUAAUUAGUCUUACAGGACCGACCGGCAGUGACCAAAUUGCUAAGAUAUCAUUGCCUUUUUGGGAGCUAUUUAAGAUUCUUUUCAAAGCAGAAAUUGAUGCAUCUUAAGGAAAACAACUUCUUCAAAGCUAAAUUAGAAAAAGUCCUGGAAAAAAUUUGUUGCGUGACCAACCUUUUUCUUGUUCAGUCUUCUCCAUAAAUUUUUUUAGUAUCCCAAAAAAGCACCCUUAAAACGUAAGCUAAGAUAUAUAGUAACUAUGAUAUGGUGCUUCCUCGGAAAAUUUCAAAACCUUAAACGGCACCCUUCCUAAAAAUUCAAGUCCAGAAUUAACUGCUCUGCCCAUUUCAGGUACCAUUGGCAAACGUCUUGCCUCUGUGAAUCUCGAAAACACCGAAACAAACCGCCAAAAAUACCGUCAGCUUCUUUUCACCACCCCAAGUUUCGGCCAACAUAUUUCUGGAGUCAUCUUAUACGAAGAAACCUUCCAUCAGAAGACCGACAAAGGCGAGAGAUUCGUCGACGUCAUCCGAAAAGCUGGCGCUGUUCCCGGAAUCAAAUUGGACUUGGGCGUGGUCCCAUUGGCCGGAACUUUGGGCGAGGGCACCACUCAAGGCUUGGACAACCUGGCCAAGCGCGCUGCUGAAUUCAAGAAAGGAGGCUGCGAUUUCGCCAAGUGGAGAUGUGUCCUGCACAUUGGAAAGCACGUCCCAUCCCAUGUGGCGUUGCAAGAAAACGCCAAUGUCUUGGCCAGAUAUGCCUCGAUUUGUCAGCAAAAUGGACUGGUUCCAAUUGUGGAGCCGGAGGUGUUAUGCGAUGGAGAUCAUGAUCUGGAAAGAUGCCAAAAGGUGCGAAAAAAAUAUGGAUGAAAAUUUGGAAAAAACCCAACUGAUUUUUUGCAAAUUCUUUAGUAAUUUUUUGCAAAAGAAAAUAAUUAAUAAUUUUUACAACUUUCACUGCUUCUGUAACACGGAAUUCUGUUCUGCGCGUUCUCUGUUUCCGCGUGACUUUCGCCAUAUCGGCGGACUUUUAUCUCCCCUACCUGAAUAGUGUAAACAGGGGAAAGACCCAAAAAAAGGGGAAAAGUCGGUUGUGUGAUCAAUGAUGGUUUUUGUGAAUGAUAAUGACCCGCCAAAAGAAGUAUUAAAAGUCUAAAAGAAGCGAAUAUAUCUACUUGACAAGCAUAAGGAUAAAAGCUUGAUGAUACACUGAAUUUUUGUAGGUAACCGAACAAACUCUCGCCUACACGUACAAAGCUCUGGCUGAUCAUCAUGUUUUCCUGGAGGGAACUCUCCUCAAGCCCAACAUGGUCACUCCAGGACAAUCUCAUUCAAAGAAGGCGACUCCAGAGGAGGUUGGAUUGGCUACGGUCACUGCUUUGAGAAGAGGUGUCCCGGCUGCCGUUCCUGGUAAGAAUAUGAAAUUUUGAGGGUUCUAGUUUAGAUAGGUUGGGUUUGGGCCAAAGAAUGUCUUUAGUGGCUGUAGUGGGCUGCUUAGAUUUUGAUAUGGGAAGUAAAAUUUAAAUUUUGGGUAGAAAUUGGUCUAAAAUUCUGGUGUACCCCCGAUUUUUGCAGUGGAAAGUUAGAUAUCUCCUUUAGAUACCCUGAUAAAUGCUUUGGUACGCGUCUUUAUUGUCUUGCAAACGAUUACCAAACCUAUUUAUAGCAUUUACCAAAAAUCAUUUUAUAGCUGACCGCCUCUACAUUACCCAUACUGUCUCGUUUGAAAUCCUAAGUUGUCUUAACGGAAAAUAUAUAACUCCAACGUAUUUUGCAACCUUUUUUCGUGGCCUACAUUUACAAAAUUUUCUCUUCAGGUAUUGUCUUCCUCUCGGGCGGUCAAUCCGAAAUCGACGCCACCAAGAACUUGAAUGCCAUCAACCAAGUCGACCUCGUCAAGCCAUGGCGUCUCUCCUUCUCAUACGGUCGUGCUCUGCAAGCCUCGGUCUUGAAGGCAUGGCAAGGAAAGGACGCGAACAUUGAGGCUGCUCAGAAAGUGCUGCUUCAUCGUUCCAAGGCCAACGGAGACGCUCAGUUGGGAAAAUAUCAAGGCGAAGAAGGAGCUGCAGCGGCCGCUGAGAGCUUGUUCGUCAAGAACCAUUCUUACUAA
This is a messenger RNA of Bursaphelenchus xylophilus (pine wood nematode), 5003 nucleotides long. Lineage: Eukaryota; Metazoa; Nematoda; Chromadorea; Rhabditida; Aphelenchoididae. The record is from the annotation of a GenBank genome assembly.